Messenger RNA from Paramecium sonneborni, 480 nucleotides. NCBI's taxonomy places the organism in Eukaryota, Ciliophora, Oligohymenophorea, Peniculida, Parameciidae. The record is from the annotation of a GenBank genome assembly.
AAUAUAAGCAAUGAAUGCAUAUGGGUUGAAAUUAUAAAAAAAAGUAUAAAUCAUUGGGAGUCUUAUAUCAUUAGUAGCAGCCUAUGAUUAUCUAAUUGAUAUUAGAUAUAUAAAUAAAAUUUAUGAUAUCAAAUAAGAAAUCAAUAAACCUGUUUUAGCAAUUUCAAAAAAAGUACAUAAAAUAGAACCAAAAAAGUUAAAAGAUUAGUUGAUAGUAAUGAUGUAUAUAUGUAUUUUGAUUGAAGACAUCCAUUAUCUUAAGAGCAUAUUAUUACAAGAGUUGAAUUAGUUGAACAAGAGAAAUUAAUUCAUGAAGAUAGAAAUUCUUUAUUUGAAAUGUAGCUUCCACAAGGAACAUUUUAUGGAAGAAUAAAUGAAAAAUAAUUGAUGCAAAAUAACUUUGCAAAUAUUCAAUCAUAAUCUUAAAUAAUUGGAAUUCCAUUUUUGUUAAUCUGAAAAUGAUUUAAAAGAAUGAAUUUG